This is a messenger RNA of Mauremys mutica (yellowpond turtle), 3912 nucleotides long. Its product is annotated as sodium/glucose cotransporter 1-like. Gene Ontology annotation, biological process: sodium ion transport; transmembrane transport. The transcript has 23 exons. The record is from RefSeq and is a predicted model, not a curated record. Gene Ontology annotation, cellular component: plasma membrane. NCBI's taxonomy places the organism in Eukaryota, Metazoa, Chordata, Testudines, Geoemydidae. Gene Ontology annotation, molecular function: D-glucose:sodium symporter activity. The coding region runs from base 998 to 2845 and encodes 615 amino acids.
GAGGCACAGAAAUUAGUGAAUGAGUGACAACAAGUCCAACAAGUGCAUUUUGGGACAAUAGUCCUUGAAAGUUUCACUCUUGUUGCAAGCCCCAGAGGAUCCAUUUGGGGUCAAAGCCCAGUACAAACAGAGUGGUAGGCGGAGUGUCUGCCCCAGACAGCUUACAAUCGUACAAGCAGCAUAAAAAGGGGUCACAGCAGAAGUAAGUCCUGAGGAGGGAUUUGAAGAGUCCGGAGGAGAGGAAUCCAGACAAGAUGACAGUGAAGAAGUUAAAGUAACCAAUGGCUGGCCCCCUCAUGAAGUGCAAAUGCAAGACCUGCUCAUCUGGUAAAAUGGCUAUUAAUGGCUAAUAGACACAGUAAACAAACCAAGCAGAUAAGCAUAGAUUGCAGAGCUUCCCUCCCUGGUGAAGUCAGUUAAGUUUGAGAGAGAGCCAGCUGAAGAACAAAGAGAAGAAAGGGUCCAUGUGCUGCUAUUUGAGGAAAAAGAAAAGGUCUCUUCUGGAAAUAAUCUGGAAAGUGAGCAAUGCAUCUGACAAAUGAAAACCAUUACUCUUUGGAGAGAGUACUUUCCGAGAGAAACAGAGCCUCCAAAUUUGAGAGAAGCGCCAGAGGCAAUUUCACUCUAUUGAGCUUGAAACUGUAGCAUCUGGAGCUGAACCCGUGAUGGUAUAAUACAACAUGACUAUGUUCACUUUAAAUACAAUAAAAGGCUACAGCCCAGAUCCUCAGCAGCACUGGAGCAGUGCCUGACAUAGUGUGACUUAAUGACUGAUACUUUAUAUAUCACCCUAUUACAUGCCAAACUACACUUAGUGUGAAACAUUUGUUUUUCUGUUCUGGAUGUGUAAGGAAAUUGGGGACUAGCUGAAAGAAACAUCUGGACAGUGGGAAAUGCUGGGCUGUACCUCCAUUGUUUAUUCCUGCUGGAAUGAGGGAUGGCUCAUGGAACUGUGGGGUUUCCCUAAGUGUCAGUCACUCUUUCUUUGGGCUUGGCCAUGCUCUCAACAAACCGAGGGACUGUGGGUGGAUUCUUCCUCGCUGGACGGAGCAUGGUGUGGUGGCCAAUUGGUGCUUCUCUGUUUGCCAGUAACAUUGGCAGUGGGCACUUUGUGGGCUUGGCAGGCACAGGAGCGGCUGCAGGAAUCGCCACUGGAGGAUUCGAAUGGAACGCCCUGAUAUUUGUGGUUAUUCUUGGCUGGUUGUUUGUGCCCAUCUACAUCAAGGCUGGGGUGGUGACGAUGCCAGAGUAUCUCAAGAAGCGGUUUGGCGGCCGACGGAUUCAGAUGUAUCUGUCAGUCCUUUCUCUGCUCCUCUAUAUUUUCACCAAGAUCUCGGCAGAUAUAUUCUCUGGAGCUAUAUUUAUCCAAAUAGCCAUGGGGUUGAAUCUUUAUUUGGCCAUAAUCAUACUGCUGGGUAUUACUGGUCUUUACACUAUCACAGGUGGCCUUGCUGCUGUGAUUUACACAGACACCUUACAGACCAUCAUCAUGCUGGUGGGAUCCUUCAUUCUCACAGGAUUUGCAUUUGCCAAAGUAGGAGGAUAUGAGGCCUUUAUGGAGAAAUAUAUGCAAGCAAUUCCAAGCAACACCUCAUAUGGAAACAUUACCAUUGACCCAAAAUGCUACACCCCUCGGGCAGAUUCUUUCCACAUCUUCCGAGACCCGAUCACUGGAGAUCUGCCAUGGCCGGGCCUUACCAUUGGCUUGAGCAUCCUUGCUUUGUGGUACUGGUGCACAGAUCAGGUUAUUGUUCAGCGAUGUCUCUCAGCCAAGAACAUGUCCCAUGUGAAGGCCGGCUGUGUCAUGUGUGGGUACCUGAAGCUGCUGCCCAUGUUUUUGAUGGUGAUGCCUGGGAUGAUCAGUCGAAUUCUGUACACAGAUACGGUGGCUUGUGUUGUGCCCUCAGAAUGUGAGAAAUACUGUGGCACCAAAGUUGGCUGUUCAAAUGUUGCUUAUCCAAAAAUGGUGGUGGACCUUAUGCCGAAUGGUUUGCGAGGUCUGAUGUUAUCAGUCAUGUUGGCCUCUCUCAUGAGCUCCCUGACUUCCAUUUUUAAUAGUGCUAGCACUCUGUUCACCAUGGACAUCUACACCAAAAUACGAACCCGGGCAUCUGAGAAAGAGCUCAUGCUGGCUGGGAGGUUAUUUAUCUUAGCUUUAAUUGGUAUCAGCAUUGCUUGGGUUCCUGUGGUGCAGUCAGCUCAGAGCGGGCAGCUCUUUGAUUAUAUACAGUCUAUCACCAGCUACCUGGGGCCACCCAUUGCUGCUGUCUUCCUGCUUGCUAUCUUCUGUAAGAGGGUCAAUGAGGAGGGUGCCUUCUGGGGCUUGGUCAUUGGGCUGGGCAUUGGGCUGGCUCGAAUGAUUGCAGAGUUUGCCUAUGGAACUGGCAGCUGUGUAAACCCCAGCAAUUGUCCAAUGAUCAUUUGUGGAAUUCACUAUUUGUACUUUGCUAUAAUCCUUUUUGGGAUCUCCGUCAUCAUCAUCUUGAGCGUCUCACUGAUAACUAAACCCAUUCCGGAUGUACAUCUUUACCGCUUGUGCUGGUCUCUUCGGAACAGCAAAGAGGAACGUAUUGACCUGGAUGCAAAUGAGAAGAUUGAGGAACCUGAGAGCAAUGACGAUGUAUCAGAACAAGGUGAUGAAGAGCAAGGAUGCUGUAAGAAGGCCUACAACUGGUUCUGUGGUUUAGAUCAGAAAAAAGGUCCCAAACUGAGCAAAGAGGAGCAGGAAGCAAUGGAGAAGAAACUGACUGACACUUCCGAGAAGCCAAUCUGGAGAAAUGUUGUGAACAUAAACGGCAUCAUUCUACUGACCGUGGCUGUAUUCUGUCAUGCCUUCUUUGCAUAAAUCUCUUCUCACACUCCAGAGUUUACAUGAAGGUCUAACUCUAGUCCCUUUUCCUUUUGAAAUUGCACUGUAUUCUUCAAAAUAAAUUAUGUUGUCUAAAUUAUACAGUUAGAUAUACUUAUGAGAUUUGUACAGUGACUUGCAUCUGAAGAAGUGGGUAUUCACCCACGAAAGCUCAUGCUGCAAAACGUCUGUUAGUCUAUAAGGUGCCACAGGAUUCUUUGCUGCUUUUACAGAUCCAGACUAACACGGCUAUCCCUCUGAUACUUGUACAGUGAGAUUGUAUGAAUACAUUGAUUUAUUCAUUGGUUAUAUAGUGGUAAUUAAACAUCUUUUGGCUAAAGAGCAGGCAUACUAAAGUCCCAAAGGGUAGAAUUUCAAUCCAGUACAUCAGGGAGAAUUUAGUAAAUCUCUCUUCUUACAAAAUACAUUUCACAGCUCAAUUUCAGAAUAUGAGAACCAGGGCUGGAUGAGCUGCAUGGAGUUCAUGAUUUUGUGAACUAUUUUGGGGAACUGGCAAAAAUUUCUGGCCAUUUUCCCAAGGUGAUUUUUUUUUUUAAGUUCAGCUAUAUGAAAAGCUGUGCUAUGGGUUUAAGAUAAAUGAAUCCCCUCAAAAUAAAGGCAGCCUUAGGUGAGUUCUCCUGGAUGACAUUUUAUUGAUGUAUUCCUUUGAUACUAUCGCUAUUUUUAAUAGCCCUUUUCUCUUUCCAUUAUCUGUUCCAUACAUUACACUGUUUUUAGUGGAUUUUUUCUUCUCUCCUCUUUUAUCACUUUUUCUUCUGAGUGGAAUAUGAACCCCAGUACCAUCUGAAUUUAACUUGUGCUAUUUGAGUGGGUUUGAAAUUAGGCAAACUUAAGUCUGACCAGCCCUAAUAAGAGUCGUGGUUAUGCCUGACUCUUCAAGAUUAGCUUUAAAGGUUCCAAUGCAAUCUGAGCAUUUAGUUUAAUAUGAAUCUGUUUGAAUGUGAAAGCUUUAUUUAUAAAAAUAUAUUCAUGGUAGUGUCGGAGAAAAACUUAGUUCUCGCUUUUUGUUUGGGUGCAGCAAAAUCAAAUACUUUAUUAUUUCU